UAGUAAUUAUAGGUUAUGUUUGUUUCGAUCCGGUCGUAUCGGUUUAAACUAAACGUAUGAUACAAGUAUGAAUAACAUCUUUUUUAUUAUAUUAUUAGUAUAUAUUAGCGCUGUUACAAAUAUUAGUAAUUUUGAAGGGAGUUGUUCAAAAGAAGAUGGAUGUUCAGCCACUCAUAACAAUUAUGCUAAAGAAAUAAAUGAGUGGGCUACAAAAAUAAGAGACAAAAUAACUUUUGCUUUGGAACAAUAUCAGUCCUGUGAAAGAGCAAACUGUAGUUGUCACAAAGCUGUGAUAGAUAAGGACUUGGCUCCAUUCAGUGAAGGAAUUACUAGGGAAUUAAUUGAACAAGCUGGUUCUAAAGGCACUAAGUAUCAAAUUUUUAAUGGAAAGCUGUACCGUGAAAAAGAAUGUCACUUCCCUGCCAGAUGUGCCGGGAUAGAGCACUAUUUGAAAGCUCUGGCACCCAAAUUACCUGACAUGGACCUCAUUAUCAACACUAGAGACUGGCCACAGGUCAACCAUGUGUGGGGACAUAAAAAAGUUCCAGUAUUUUCUUUCAGUAAGACUAAAGACCACUAUGAUAUAAUGUACCCCACAUGGAGCUUCUGGGAGGGUGGUCCAGCUAUAGCCCUGUAUCCAACAGGCAUAGGCAGGUGGGACAAGCACAGAUUGUCCAUUUCUGUUGCUGCUGAAAAUUGGCCAUGGGAGAAAAAGGAAGAAAAGGGAUUUUUCCGUGGGUCUCGAACAAACGAAGAAAGAGAUGCUUUAAUAUUGCUGUCUCGCUCUAAGCCUGAACUUGUUGAUGCUCAAUAUACUAAAAAUCAGGCAUGGAAGUCUGAUGCUGACACGUUAUAUGCACCUCCAGCAACAGAAGUAUCCUUUGAAGACCAUUGUAAAUACAAAUAUCUCUUCAACUACAGAGGAGUCGCUGCUAGUUUCAGAUUUAAACAUCUUUUCUUAUGCAAAUCUUUAGUUUUCCAUGUAGGCGAUCAAUGGCUAGAGUUCUUUUACCCCUCCUUAAAACCUUGGGUACAUUAUGUUCCUGUAAAUCCAAAGGCGAAACAAGAAGAGAUCAAAGAGUACAUAGAAUAUUUUAAAGAAAAUGACUCAUUAGCUAAAGCAAUAGCUGAUAGAGGGUUCCAACACAUAUGGGACAAUCUCACUGAUAAAGAUGUCAAAUGUUACUGGAGAAAAUUGUUGAAAAAGUAUGUUAAACUUCUGAAAUACGAAGUAAAACGUGACGAAAGUUUGAUAAUUGUUUAAGUUAGGAUAAGGAAAAAUCAUGGAGAUCUGAGCAAAUUCAUAUUUUUAUA
Pectinophora gossypiella (pink bollworm) is the source of this 1314-nucleotide messenger RNA. Its product is annotated as O-glucosyltransferase rumi homolog. Gene Ontology annotation, cellular component: endomembrane system. Gene Ontology annotation, molecular function: UDP-xylosyltransferase activity; UDP-glucosyltransferase activity. The transcript is spliced from 6 exons. Gene Ontology annotation, biological process: positive regulation of Notch signaling pathway; protein O-linked glycosylation. The record is from RefSeq and is a predicted model, not a curated record. Bases 68 to 1264 code for a protein of 398 amino acids. Lineage: Eukaryota; Metazoa; Arthropoda; Insecta; Lepidoptera; Gelechiidae.